This is a messenger RNA of Saccoglossus kowalevskii, 1630 nucleotides long. Its product is annotated as adenylate kinase 2, mitochondrial-like. Gene Ontology annotation, molecular function: AMP kinase activity; ATP binding. Gene Ontology annotation, biological process: ADP biosynthetic process. NCBI's taxonomy places the organism in Eukaryota, Metazoa, Hemichordata, Enteropneusta, Harrimaniidae. The record is from RefSeq and is a predicted model, not a curated record.
AUGCCACCUGUACCCGAAGAAAGCGAGAAGCCAAAGGGAAUCAAGGCGAUUCUUCUGGGACCUCCGGGUGCCGGAAAGGGGACUCAGCUCGAUGAGAUAUUAGAUAAGAGGAAGACUAAGUUGGAUUCAGUUAUCGAGUUCUCAAUUGAUGAUAGUUUAUUGGUACGUCGUAUCACCGGGAGAUUGAUACACAAAGCUAGUGGUAGGUCUUACCAUGAAGAAUUCAAUCCACCCAAGAAGCCCAUGACAGAUGACCUGACUGGUGAACCAUUGAUAAAACGUUCAGACGACACUGAAGAGGCACUGAAAACUCGUCUCCAAGCAUACCACCAGCAGACAUCGCCAUUGGUCGAUUACUACCAAAAGAAGGGAAUCCAUUCCAAGAUUGAUGCUUCAGCUGCACCAGAUGCUGUCUUCGCCAGCAUCCAGGCAGCCUUUGCCAAAUCGAAAAGUAAAGACACUGUUAUGUUUGUGUAGUUGACAAUUCAAACCAUCAUAGACAUUUUUCUUGGUCACUAUUCCUCUCUCCAAAUUUGAUCGCAGAUAUUUUCUAAUUAAUUGCAUGACCAUAAUUUAACUGCCGCUAUCGUGAAAAUAAAAUUGUAUGUAUAGUGUAGUAAUAAUUCAAAGUUGAAAUUUCAGUAUUGCAUACCAACCACAAGUAAUCUAAAACAACUUGAGAUGGUCCUAACUUUUAUUGUCAUACAAACUUUAGAUCAAAAUUCCCUUGAUAUGGAAGUACCAGUUAACAUUUAAAUUUAAAGAUCAUCACACUGUUAUCCCACAUGAUUAAUUCUGAGCCAUGUUGAUGUAGACAACUUUGCUGUCACUGCACAUCAGAUCAAUAAAAAUUAAUUAAUACUGUGGUAUAGACAACAUGUCUCUUGGUAAAGCCCUUCACUGAAUCCAUCUGUUUUUUUCAAUGACUACAAUAAUUGCUAAUUAAAUUGCUGUCCAGCUACCUUACAGUAUGGUAAAAAUCAGGACAAGCAAUUUUUAAAUUAGUAGUUCUCGAGAACAAUGUAUUUGAUGUGAUUUAAAACAUUCAGUUAUGUAACUAUGAACCAAAAGAUAAAAAAAAUGAUGUGCAUGUUGAUGUGUAUCAUUUUGUAAAUUGUCAUCUAUAUUAUAUACAUUAAUUGUGUUGGUAAAGUAAGCUAUGAAAAUCUCCACUGAUGCCAUAUGCUAAGAGUUUAAGUCAGAGUUUACUAAAAAAAAAUUUUCGAGUACAUUGUAUGUAAUUCUAUUACUAGUAAAUCAUGCGUGCAAUUUGUCUGUCUGCUCACCGUAGUACUCAAAUCCACUGUAGCCAGGUAGAAGGGUGCGUAUAAUAGUUGUUAUAGAGAAUGAUAAACUCCAUGUUAUUGUAUGUUUAGUUGGUACUUGUGUGUAUACCUUGUUAUUUAAGACAAUGCUCAGACGACAUCUGAGGAUCUCUUACAUUGAGUAGUUAAUUUAUAGAUGUGCUAAAUUUGGAAUGCAAUUACGUCUACCAACAUCCACUGCUCCAACUUUAGUACCCAAAUGAGAUUUCUGCAUAUCAAUUUUUUCAUAAAACAAUAUGUAUAAUUGUAAUAACAUUGUUCUUGCAUGUUAAGGUCAUUCGAAAUAAACUAGAUACAUCACAGUA